Psylliodes chrysocephalus is the source of this 3160-nucleotide messenger RNA. Lineage: Eukaryota; Metazoa; Arthropoda; Insecta; Coleoptera; Chrysomelidae. The record is from the annotation of a GenBank genome assembly.
CCCAAUUAUUGAUAUGUGCCUGUACCCAUACUAAAAACAAAAUAAAGUAUAUAAAUGUAUUAAAAUAUGUAUAGGAAUAAAAGUUUUAUUUCCACCGCUCAUUUACGCUUUUGAUCACCGUAAUAGGUAUCUAAUAGAAAAUUAAAUAUUUGUUACUAAUUAAAGUUAUGUUUAGUAAUUAGCCGUUCGCGAGCGAUAUUUUUCUUAACUAUUGUCCGAUGACAGGGGACAAAAUUUAGGCCCGAAAAAUGAGUGCGCACCAAGAAUAGAAACAUUCUCUGUUAGCGUAUAUUGAAGAUAUUUUUAGUUUAGCAGUUUUCAGCGGAGUGGGUCCCGCCGCACUUACGCGAAUGUGCGAUGUUAGUUUUCAGGUGAUGUGUGUUGUGACAAAUAAAGUUAGCAUGUUGAUGUGAUCCUAGUUUACGGUCGCGAAGAAUGAUCAACCCCAAUGUACAGCUCUGGUUAUUCUUAUAAUCACUACCGCCCGAAUAGGGAUAGUGUUCGUGAAAAGGUUAGACGGGCCGAGGACUUAAGGAGUAGCUACGUGCAGUCUCCAUGGGUGUACCAUACAUCUGGCAUGCCUAUAAAAUCGACUGUUAGCUACAAACCCUUUGAUACCUCAUCCAACCCCAGCAGUACUCCCACCCACUUGCACAGACCUCGUUAUACCCGUUCGUCGACCACAAGUAACGUCGCGCAACUACUCAGUGAUUCAUGCUCCAGCUUAUUUCAAAAAUUAACCACCAGGGUGCGUGGACUAUCUACUACAGUAGAACGACAACUUCCUAACGAUAACUUUUCAACUCCGUCAACAAACUCUCUAUCAAAUUCCACUUCAUCAAGAGGUUUUGUUCCUUUAUCUAAUAGUAAAAGCACUACUGUUGUUCCCAACUUCGGACAUACCAUUACUAGACUAGAAGAUAAAUACUCCUCAGUUUUGGACAAGAUAUAUAAAAAGAGUAAAGUUCCUGAAAAGACACCAGUUCGUCAAGUUCCCCAUGGAAGAGCUCUAACGAAAAGUUCCACGACUGUUAACUGCUAUUAUCCAGAAAAAUCUAUCUAUAAUGAUGUUAGAGAUCAUUCUACUACUGUGUACAGAAGAGAAAAGACACCUUAUAAGGAAAGUAGAAAAUCCUUGCAUUCGACAAGGCAUUAUCCAGAACCUCAAUAUGUUUACUUAGAUAAGGAUUCAGCCUAUCGAGUACGACAUAAAUCAAAUCAUUCCGAAUUACGACCCAGACGAUCUUCGAAACCAAAUAAUAGAAAUGGGUUGAGUGAGGUGAAUGACAGAAAAGCGACAUCGCACCUCAAAUUAUGCCCCGUGGAGAUAAAAUACCACGAAAUACCCACAACAGCACCUGCAGCCGUACACACAAACUUCGAAAAAACACUCAGCCCUCCAAAUUCGCUUCUAAUACCUGGCGAUAAAGAAGAAAUAACACCAACUCCUAGCUUACCCGAUGAGGAAUCAAAGAGAGAAGCUAAAAGAAUAGAAAUUCAAAAUUUAAUAGCCAAGUAUUCCGCUCUAGACGAGGCCUAUAAGGUUCACAACGAUAGUGCAUACAGUUCCUCGAAUAGUACGGCUAGUGCUAGUACUAGUACGAAACCUAGUGUCCUAGCAAGUGUAACACAGAAAUACUAUCCUAACUUGGUGACAGCUAGUUCACCGAUUCCUAUUGAAGAUGACGAUGAGGGACAUCUGGUAUAUAAAGCAGGCGAUAUUCUGCAAAAUAGAUACAAAGUUUUAGGAACUCUAGGUGAGGGUACAUUUGGAAAAGUUGUUAAAGUAAUAGAUCUCAAAAAAGACUGCCAUAGAGCUUUAAAAAUAAUUAAAAAUGUAGAAAAAUACAGAGAAGCAGCUAAAUUAGAAAUUAACGUACUAGAAAAACUAGCUGAAAAAGAUCCUGAUUGUACAAACUUGUGUGUAAAAAUGUUGGACUGGUUCGAUUACUAUGGUCAUAUGUGCAUUACUUUCGAAAUGCUAGGCCUGAGUGUUUUCGAUUUUUUGAAAGAUAAUAACUACCAACCUUAUCCACUGGACCAAGUUCGUCAUAUCGGCUAUCAAUUGUGUUAUUCCGUAAAAUUUUUACAUGAAAACAGACUUACCCAUACGGAUCUUAAACCGGAAAAUAUUUUGUUCGUAGAUUCUUCCUAUGAACUGGUUUAUGACGUAAAAAAGAGACGAGAUGUGAUGAGGGUUAAGAGAACUGAUGUUAGGUUAAUAGACUUUGGUAGUGCCACUUUUGACCAUGAACAUCAUAGUACCAUAGUGUCUACACGCCACUAUAGGGCACCAGAAGUGAUUUUAGAAUUAGGUUGGUCACAACCGUGCGAUGUGUGGUCCAUAGGUUGUAUAUUAUUUGAAUUGUACCUAGGUAUAACUCUUUUUCAAACCCAUGAUAACAGAGAACAUUUAGCGAUGAUGCAGCGAAUUAUUGGAGAAAUUCCCGCGAGCAUAGCUAAGAGAUCGAAAACACGGUACUUUUACAAAGGAAAACUUGAAUGGGACGAUAAAAGUGCAGCAGGGAGAUAUGUUAGAAAUAAUUGUAAACCGUUAUUGAAAUACCGCCAAUCUGAAGAUCCAGAUCACAAUGCUCUUUUUGACCUUAUAUUUAAAAUGUUGGAAUACGAACCAUUAGAAAGAAUAACUUUAGGCGAAGUACUGCACCAUCCAUUUUUUACAAAGUUCAACCACGAUAAAAUGGGAAGCGCAGUUAUUCCACAUAUAAGAAAAAACAGAAGUUUAUCCAGAUGAAACUGGAAAAAUUUUAAAUUAAUUUUAUAAAUACUUCCAAAAACCUUUCGUACUUUGUAUAAUUUCGAAUUCUUUAUGUUGUAAGUACAAGUUCACGAUGUCGUAAAUAGAUCUUGAACAAAUUGUUUUAUUAAUGUGGAUUCAUUUGUAGAUUGAUUUCCAGAAUGUGAAAUCGCUCUGUACAAAUAAUACAACUGUCUCCACAUUAAACUUAAUUUCAAUGAUAUAAAUCUAGCGCAUAAAAGAUAAAAACCUUUAUUCCUUAAGAUGUGCCUUAAUAUUUAUUUAAAUAAAUAAGUUAAAUCGGUGAUUUACUGUGAUCAAAUUCAAAGUGCUUGAUUCAAUUUUAAAGUAUAUAUUGAUACAGAUGUACAUACAUUUUGAAAUAAAUGACAUAUAUUUAUU